CCGACGCCCGGGAUCCCGGGUCCCAGGUCUCACCUCUCCGCGGGCUCCGGCGAUGGGCCCCGCCGUUCGCCACGGGCUGAGGUCGCCUCCGCCGCCUCCUCCCCCGUCCCCAUCACCGCUGUUGCUGCUGCUGCCGCUGCUGCCGCUGUGGCUGGGCCUGGCGGGGCCCGGGGCCGCGGCGGACGGCAGCGAGCCGGCGGCCCGGCCGGGGCGGGGCGGAGCCCGCGCGGUGCGGGUGGACGUGAGGCUGCCGCGACAGGACCUGGUCCUGGAGGGCAUCAGGAUCGGGUCCGAGGCUGACCCGGAGGCCCCGCUGGGCGGCCGCCUGCUGCUGAUGGACGUUGUGGACGCCGAGCCCGAGGUGCCGGGGGAAGACUGGAUCGCAGUGGCUUAUGUGGGCCAGGAGCAGGCGGCUCCGUUCCACCAGGAGAGCCAGGGCAGUGGCCCGCAAGCCUAUCCCAAGGCCCUGGUCCAGCAGAUGCGUCGCGCUCUCCUCCUGGGAGCCUCUGCCCUGCUUCUCCUCAUCCUGAACCACAACGUGGUGCGAGAGCUGGACAUAUCCCAGCUUCUGCUCAGGCCCGUGAUUGUGCUCCAUUAUUCUUCCAAUGUCACCAGGCUGUUGGAGGCACUGUUGAAGAGGACCCAGGCCACUGCCGAGAUCACUAGUGGAGAGUCCCUGUCAGCAAAUAUCGAGUGGAAGCUGACCCUGUGGACCACUUGUGGCCUCUCCAAAGAUGGCUACGGAGGCUGGCAGGACUUGGUUUGCCUGGGAGGCAGUCGUGCUCAGGAACAGAAGCCCUUGCAGCAGCUGUGGAACGCCAUCCUGCUGGUGGCCAUGCUCCUGUGCACAGGCCUCGUGGUCCAGGCUCAGCGGCAGGCAUCAAGGCAGAACCAGCAAGAGCCGGGAAGCCAGGUGGACCUGUUCAAGCGCCGCGUGGUGCAGAGACUGGCGUCCCUCAAGACGCGGCGCUGCCGUCUGAGCAGGGCAGCACAGGGCCUCGCGGAGCCCGGCACUGAGACCUGCGCUGUGUGCCUGGACUAUUUUUGCAAUAAGCAGUGGCUCCGGGUACUGCCCUGUAAGCAUGAAUUCCACCGAGACUGCGUGGACCCCUGGCUCAUGCUGCAGCAGACCUGCCCAUUGUGCAAGUUCAAUGUGCUGGGGAACCACUACUCUGAGGACUAGCUGGCGUGUGUGGAUGGAUCCCGCCCAGCUGCGCCCUGGCCCUCAGCCUGGGCUCCUGGGAAGCGAUGGUGGGAUGGACAAGACAGCCGGCCCUGUGGAUGGAGGAAGGAUGCCAUUCCAUUGUGCCCUAGAGGGGAAGGAGGGAUUCACUGGAGAACACCCAGCUGGACCUACCAGGCAAGGAAGGGAGGUCACUCCUGGGCCUUUCUUGUCAUCCUUUCUCUGUGUCUGCCCUCCAUCCAGGCAGUGACCAGGACCAUGGGGAUGGAGAUUGUGGGCUCAUCACCUGUCCCCAGAGAGCUGGCCACUCUCAGGGCAUCCUGGCUUAUUUAUUGAGUGGGAAAGGGGGGAGGUGUGAGGAAAAAUCAGUCUCACCUGAGGCCCCUGGGCCUCACCUUCAUGAUACAGCUUGGCCAGGGCUGUAAGGUCACACUGAGACGCUGCUGCCCCUUGCCCUCAGGCCUUGGGUACUGGGAGCCAUGGGUCUGGCUGCCUGUCCAGCUGGCUCCCUUCCUAGGCCUGGCUGGGACCAGAGGCCUUAGAAUCUGCCCAGUCCUGACUUUGGUGGGCUCUGUGUUGCUGAUCAGGAUACUUGAAGCCACAGGAAGAAUGUGGUGUAUCUUCUAAGGGCAUCCACUGUUUGAUUGUUUUUAAAAUUGGGUAGGGAAAUUUUAAUAGCAAAAAUAAA
Messenger RNA from Dipodomys ordii (Ord's kangaroo rat), 1871 nucleotides. RefSeq names its product ring finger protein 215 (gene Rnf215). Gene Ontology annotation, biological process: Wnt receptor catabolic process; ubiquitin-dependent protein catabolic process; negative regulation of canonical Wnt signaling pathway. The transcript is spliced from 9 exons. NCBI's taxonomy places the organism in Eukaryota, Metazoa, Chordata, Mammalia, Rodentia, Heteromyidae. Gene Ontology annotation, molecular function: ubiquitin protein ligase activity; frizzled binding. The coding region runs from base 53 to 1183 and encodes 376 amino acids. The record is from RefSeq and is a predicted model, not a curated record.